GAGCCAGCCGCCGGUGGAAUCCGAUCUAGUGGAGCGCAGUAGUUCAAAAUUUUGAGUUGCGAUUCUUUGUUCGGAGAAGAAGAAAAUUCUCGCCGGUUUCCUCCACUCAAACCCUAGUCGAUCAGCGGAGAUCCUGUAGCCAUGGCGAGCACUAAGGUUCAGAGGAUUAUGACCCAGCCCAUUAACCUGAUCUUCAGGUUUCUUCAAAGCAAAGCUCGGAUUCAGAUUUGGCUGUUUGAGCAGAAGGAUUUGAGAAUUGAAGGCCGAAUCAUUGGAUUCGAUGAGUACAUGAACUUGGUGUUGGAGGAUGCUGAGGAGGUCAAUGUCAAGAAGAAGAGCAGAAAGUCUCUUGGGAGGAUUCUUCUUAAAGGAGACAACAUUACGCUGAUGAUGAAUACGGGAAAGUGAGCUACUUCCUCUUUGGACCGCCAUGUGUAGACAAUACGAGUGUGCAUGAAAGUGGAGGCUGUAAGUUCAUCCGGGGUUGUCGAAUUUCUGUAGAAGACUGAUUAAUCAGAACGUAUGUUUUUUAUGUUCAGGUCGGGUCUGUACUGUAUGGCAAGUUUUAGUAGUUCGUGUUGAUGAACGAUUUCCAAAUCAUGAGAAAGUAGUAUCUGUACGUUUAACCUCCCUUGUUUAUCUAUGGCAAUUGGCAAGUUGUAGUUAUCCUCUUUACACAUUCCAGUUUCUUUGGACUUCUUUCAUGUAGUUCUGUAUGGCCUGUACAACUUCGGCUACCAAAUUAUCAUUAGAAAGUAUCGAAUCUCUGGGUGUCUCAAUGAUGAUAGUAGUGAGAUCCUUUCAAACCACAUAAAUUAGCAGUGAAGAUUCGGUCGUUUGCCUAUACUACUGUGUUUUCUGCUUACCAGGACAAAGUAUCGAAUCUCUCGCAGUCUCAAUGAUGUGAGCAAGGCUGUUCGCCUAUUCCUUCAAACCACAAAACUUAGCAGUAAAGAUUCAGUCCUUUUGCUUAUGUUUUAGGGUACCAAAGUAUUCACAUAUGGUUCGUCAUUUGAGUUCAAGGUUCGAGUUAUCAAGCUGCAUGCCAAUCAAUCUAGUAAGAACUUCAGAUAAAUGGUUAAUUUGUUCAUCGUUCGAGGUCACGAGCUGCUGUUUCAUGCCAAGCAAAGGAGUCGGAAGUGUGUUUGGUUGGAAAAUUGGUGCAUUUGUUCGUCGUUCGAUUUCACGAGCUUCUGUCUCUUGCCUAUCAAAUAUCAAUGGUGUAUAACAGACAGUGGAAGUGCAGUAAGUAGUCUGAAUGAUAUACUUUAGAAAAGGUUUGCGUCAUGAGUCAUGUGCAUCUCUGGGUUUGCUACUUUGCUUGCAUUAAGUUAGGUAUUUAUUGGAGACAAUAAAAUCAGAAUAAAUGUGUACUGACACCAUUACCGUUACAGGCACUCAUUUUCUUUUCUUCCCAUUCUCAUGCUGUCUUUCUGCAUUUGCCCUUCCCAUGAAGCAUCGUAUCGAAUGAAGAAUAUAGUUACAU
Messenger RNA from Linum trigynum, 1486 nucleotides. Lineage: Eukaryota; Viridiplantae; Streptophyta; Magnoliopsida; Malpighiales; Linaceae. The record is from the annotation of a GenBank genome assembly.